AUGGUUUUUGCUGCUUUGAUUGUGUUAACUUUUACCAAGGCCUCUCUUGGUUCUGGAUAUUUUGAACUGCAAAUUUUGUCAGUUUGGAAUGCUGCUGGUGAAUUGGAAAACGGGGAUUGUUGUGACGGGGUCCCUGAUCCGGACGGAUCGUGCACGCAAGACUCGUGUGAUACGCAAGUCUCAGUUUGUUUGAAGGAAUUCCAAUCGUCAGUAACUAGAGAUGGACCUUGUACAUUCGGAAAAGCACACAGUCAAAUAUUAGGAGGCAAUUCAUUUACUCUUCCGGCAGAGGACGCUGCGGCCCGUUUAAAAUUGUCAUUCGAGUUUCGGUGGAUGACUUUUUGUACAUUAAUAUUGAAAAUACUGGACAAUGAUAACACCUCUACGUCAGCCAGGGAAGAAUUAAUUGAUACUGCAACUCAUUCAGGAUCACUAAAACCUGGAUCAGGUUGGCAAACCUUAAACUCUCCAGGAACUGUGGCACAAGUAGCAUAUAAAAUACGGAUAAUGUGUGAUGAAUACUACUAUAGCACAGAUUGUAUGACAUUUUGUAAACCACGUGAUGAUGACUUUGGACAUUAUACUUGUGAUUCCAAUGGAAAUAAACUCUGUAAUACAGGAUGGAGUGGAACAAAUUGUGAUAAAGCUAUUUGCAGACAAGGCUGCCAUUCACUUCAUGGAAAAUGUGAUCAACCAAAUGACUGCAGUUGUCAUUUUGGUUGGCAAGGUGAACUCUGUGAUAGAUGUCGACUAUAUCCAGGUUGUCAACAUGGUACAUGUGAAAGUCCCUGGCAGUGUAACUGCACUCUUAAUUGGGGUGGAAUGCUAUGUAAUAAAGACCUGAAUCCUUGUGGUACCCAGCAGCCUUGUUUGAAUGGUGGAACAUGUUCAAAUACUGAACCAGAACUGUAUAAUUGUGAUUGUCUAGAGGGCUAUUCAGGAAGAAACUGUGAGAUAGCUGAACAUGCCUGCGCAUCAAAUCCAUGUUUCAAUAGUGCUACAUGUAUAGAAUCAAAUGGAGAAUUUCAUUGUAUCUGCUCGCCUGGUUGGACUGGAGUUACUUGUACAGAUAAUAUUGAUGACUGCACAGAUAGCCCAUGUUUGAAUGGUGGUACUUGUAGUGAUGGAAUUAAUGGAUUUCAGUGUUUAUGUUUACCUGGAUGGAAUGGUGCUAAUUGUGCUUUGGAUCAAAAUGAAUGUCAAGGCAGUCCAUGUGUACAUGCAUUCAAUUGUCGAAAUCUUGUAGGCGACUACAUCUGUGACUGUCAACCAGGAUGGACAGGCAAGAAUUGUGAUCACAAUGCGAAUGAUUGCAAUGGACAAUGUCAGAAUGGCGCUACUUGUUUAGACCUUGUGAACGACUACCUAUGUGCUUGUUUAGCUGGAUUUACUGGUACAGAUUGCGAGAUUAAUGUGAAUGAGUGUGCAAGCAAUCCUUGUCAUAAUGGUGCAAUGUGUGAAGAUCGAGUUAAUAGUUAUUAUUGUAUUUGCCCUAGAGGUUACUCAGGUCAUCAGUGCCAGAUUGACAUCAACUUUUGUGACCCAAAUCCUUGUAUGAAUGGUGCCAGUUGUUAUGUUGUAUCUGGUGACUAUUAUUGUGCAUGUACAGAAAACUAUCAAGGAAAGAAUUGCAGUCAAUUAAAACCGGUGUGUUCAUCACCAUCAUGUGAAACACCAGUGGAUCAAUGUACAAUAUCAGUGGCAUCGAAUGCUAGCAUAGGUGGUGUGAAAUUGAUUCCAUCAACUGUGUGCGGUCAACAUGGUACAUGUAUUAGUCAAGGUGAAGGAAGAUAUACAUGUGUUUGUGAUGCAGGCUAUACAGGAGCUUACUGCCAUGAAAAUAUAAAUGAUUGUGAACAUAACGAGUGCGAUAAUUUGUCUACCUGUGUUGAUGGGCUUAAUUCAUAUACAUGUAUAUGUGCUGAAGGAUGGCAAGGAACAUACUGUACUAUUGAUAAAAAUGAGUGUGAACACAAUCCCUGCAGAAACAAUGGUACUUGUCUUGAUUUAGUUGCUGAUUUCCAAUGUAUUUGUCAGAAUGAAUGGAAAGGCAAGACUUGUAAUUCAAAAACUUCCCAUUGUGAAGUUAGUACGUGCAGGAAUGGUGGUACAUGUCUUGACCAUGGUGAUACAUUUGCAUGUAAUUGCCCUACAGGAUGGGCUGGAAACACAUGUCAUUUAGCUACCAAUACUAGUUGUGAAUAUGUACAUUGUCGCAAUGGAGGUACAUGUAUCAAUAGUGGUGACUCGUAUAUAUGCAUCUGUAAGGAAGGAUUUGAGGGAUUUAAUUGUCAAACAAAUAUUGAUGAUUGUAGAAAUAAUCCUUGUUAUAAUGGUGGACGAUGUAUUGAUGGUGUCAACUGGUAUCUUUGCGAUUGUGCAGCAGGUUUUACUGGACCAGACUGUAGGAUUAAUAUUAAUGACUGUUCUUCAUAUCCUUGUUCAUAUGGUAGUACCUGUAUAGAUGGAAUUCAUUCAUAUUCAUGUAUAUGCCCCCCUGGAAGAACUGGACAAACAUGCUCUACAG
Messenger RNA from Saccoglossus kowalevskii, 2527 nucleotides. Its product is annotated as protein jagged-1. The record is from RefSeq and is a predicted model, not a curated record. Lineage: Eukaryota; Metazoa; Hemichordata; Enteropneusta; Harrimaniidae. Gene Ontology annotation, cellular component: plasma membrane; protein-containing complex. Gene Ontology annotation, biological process: multicellular organism development; heterophilic cell-cell adhesion; Notch signaling pathway. Gene Ontology annotation, molecular function: calcium ion binding; Notch binding.